Messenger RNA from Euleptes europaea (tarantolino), 3343 nucleotides. It is a transcript of the gene COL6A2, whose product is annotated as collagen type VI alpha 2 chain. NCBI's taxonomy places the organism in Eukaryota, Metazoa, Chordata, Lepidosauria, Squamata, Sphaerodactylidae. The coding region runs from base 4 to 3054 and encodes 1016 amino acids. The record is from RefSeq and is a predicted model, not a curated record. The transcript has 27 exons.
AAGAUGUUCCCCAGUGCCUUUUUAGCCAUUCUGCUCUACACAGCUGUGGUUCCCCUCCUUGCUCAAAAUGACGUUGAUGUGGCUCGUGGCUCAUCUUCCUGUGAAGAUAAACCCGACUGCCCGAUCAGCGUGUACUUUGUGAUUGACACCUCGGAGAGCGUUGCCCUGCAGACGAUGCCGAUCCAGAGCCUGGUGGAUAACAUCAAAUUGUUUAUCCCUGAAUUCAUCACUAGGCUAGAGAAUGAACUUUACCAGAACCAGGUGUCAAUCACUUGGCAAUUCGGGGGACUUCACUUUUCAGACGUGGUGAAGAUUUACAGCGAGUUCACCAGCAGCAAGGACGUGUACUUAAACCAGCUGAAGAGCAUUCAGUACAUCGGCAGAGGCACUUUUACGGAUUGUGCUCUCUCCAACAUGACGGAACAGAUACUUACCAAGGCGCCCCAGGGAGUGAAGUACGCGAUUGUAAUCACGGAUGGUCAUGUGACGGGCAGUCCCUGCGGAGGGAUGAAGAUGCAGGCGGAAAGAGCACGAGAUGCAGACAUCAAGCUCUUUGCAGUGGCCCCGAGUCAGAACAUCUACGAAACCGGGCUCCGAGAGAUUGCCAACUCCCCACAUGAACUAUACCGAAACAAUUAUGCCACCACGAAGAAAGAUGCCAUUGAGGUCGAUGUGGACACCAUUGAUAGGAUCAUCCAAGUUAUGAAACAUGAAGCCUAUGGAGAGUGCUACAAAAUGCGCUGCCUAGAAAUUGAAGGCCCAGCCGGUCCCAAGGGCUUCCGAGGACAAAAGGGUGCAAAAGGUAACAUGGGAGGCCCCGGAGUACCUGGCAUUAAAGGACGACAGGGUGACCCAGGAAUUGAAGGACCAAUUGGGCAUCCCGGUCCCAAGGGCGUUCACGGGCUAAAAGGAGAAAAGGGUGAAUUUGGAGGAGAUGGCCGAAAGGGGGCCGGUGGCUUAGCUGGAAGGAACGGCACGGAUGGACAGAAGGGCAAGCUUGGGCGUAUUGGAGCUCCUGGCUGUAAGGGCGACCCAGGGGACAGGGGUCCCGAUGGCUAUUCUGGAGAUGCGGGGGAUCAAGGAAUGCCAGGAGACCCAGGAGUAAAGGGUUAUCCUGGCCGACCUGGCCGGAGUGGACAACCAGGGGCUCCUGGAGAAAGAGGAGGCAGGGGACCGAAAGGCACCAAUGGAGCCCCUGGAAGCCCCGGUGUCAAAGGAGGCAAAGGAGGCUCAGGCCCUGCCGGCCCCAAAGGAGAACCCGGCCGUCGAGGCGAUCCGGGCCCAAAGGGGAGUCCAGCCGGCCCCGGAACGAAAGGAGAAAGGGGUGAUCCUGGUCCCGAGGGCCUACGAGGGCUAGCAGGAGAAGUUGGAAGCAAAGGAGGAAGGGGGGAACGAGGACUGCCUGGCCCGCGAGGACCACAAGGGGGUGUGGGGGAACCGGGAACGCUUGGUUCUCGAGGGGAUCCCGGUGAUGCAGGUCCAAGGGGUGACUCAGGCCUUCCAGGACCAAAGGGAGACCGAGGAAGACCUGGCUUUAACUAUCCUGGCCCCAGAGGGCUCCCGGGUGAUAAAGGCGAGAAGGGAGUACAAGGACUGGAGGGUGGAAGAGGGGACUUUGGACUGAAAGGCCCUCCAGGACCAAAAGGCGACAAAGGUGAACCUGCUGAUGCUGGCCCAGAAGGUGAACCUGGACCCAGAGGACCACCUGGUGAUUCUGGCCCCGAGGGAGGCCCUGGUCCUGCUGGAGAUCCUGGCCUAACGGAUUGCGAUGUGAUGACCUACAUCCGAGAGACCUGCGGCUGUUGCGACUGUGAGAAGGUCUGUGGCCCCUUGGACAUAGUCUUCAUCAUAGACAGCUCGGAGAGCAUUGGCUACACCAAUUUCUCCCUGGAGAAGAACUUUGUCAUCAACGUCGUGAGCAGACUUGGUUCCAUCGCCAAAGAUCCCAAAUCGGAGACAGGGGCCCGGGUCGGGGUGGUGCAGUACAGCCAUGAGGGCACCUUCGAAGCCAUCCAGCUCAACGACGAGAACAUCAACUCCCUCUCCAGUUUCAAAGAGGCGGUGAAGAGGCUACAGUGGAUCGCGGGGGGCACCUGGACGCACUCCGCACUUCAGUUCGCCUACAACACACUCAUCAAAGAAACCCGGCGGGAGAAAGCCCGGGUCUUCGCUGUGGUGGUGACCGACGGGCGGCAUGACCCCCGGGACAUCGACUCCCAGGCUCUCUGCGGUGGGGACGUCGAUGUCACGGCGAUCGGGAUCGGGGACAUGUUCCACAAGGAGCAGGAGGACGAGACCUUGAAGUCCAUCGCCUGCGGCGAUGACGGCAAAGUCCAGAAGAUGAGGCUGUUUACGGAGCUAGUGGCCGAAGAGUUCAUUGACAACAUGGAGUUUGAACUCUGCCCAGAUCCUCAGAUUGUCUGUCCAGAGCUGCCCUGCCAAACAGAGCUUUCUGUCGCUCAGUGCACGCAACGGCCAGUUGACGUUGUCUUCCUCCUAGACGGCUCUGAAAGAAUUGGCGAGCUGAAUUUCCAGAGGGCCCACGACUUUAUAGAAAACGUGGCCCGUCGCCUCACGCUGGCCAGAAGUGACAGUGAGAACAUGAACGCCCGCCUCGCCCUCCUGCAAUACGGGCGCGAGAACGAGCAUGUGAUAGUCUUCCCGUUAACAUACAAUCUCACUGACAUCUCCGAUUCCAUAGCACAAAUCAAGUACUUGGACUCUUCUUCCAACCUCGGGUCGGCCAUCAUCUAUGCCGUCAACAACCUUGUAAUCAACCCCAGAGACAGAGCAAGGGGAGCCCGGCGCAAUGCGGAGCUUUCCUUUGUCUUCAUCACCGACGGCAUCACGGGCAACAAGAAUCUGGAUGAGGCCAUUGACUCUAUGAAGAAGCAGAACGUCGUCCCCACCGUGGUGGCCUUAGGCAGCGAUGUGGACAUGGACGUCCUGCUGAAGAUUGGUCUAGGGGACCGGGCGGCCAUUUUCCGGGAGAAGGACUAUGCCAGCCUCUCCCAGCCUGGUUUCUUUGACAGAUUCAUUAGGUGGAUCUGUUAGCUUCAGGGAAAUGCAGCCUCCCAUCAAGCACCACAGAUAUUAAUGUCCUUAAAUUGUUGUAUGGCAUAAACUGUCCAAGGGCAGCUGGCACCAAAAACCCUGCCAGGGAUUUAUUUUUAUAGCCCAAACCUGUAGGCAUAUUUUAAAUUUAAUCAUGAUGAAAGUCAUGUGUAUGGUGCUAAUUAAAACCAAGACCAGAGAAAGGAUCCAGAACCACCCAGUGUACUUUUGCCAUGUGUUAAAGCUUAGUUUGUUUAAACAGUUUUUGUACUGUAAUCCUCUAAGUACU